Brienomyrus brachyistius is the source of this 1128-nucleotide messenger RNA. Its product is annotated as glutathione S-transferase P-like. Gene Ontology annotation, cellular component: cytosol. The transcript has 7 exons. Gene Ontology annotation, biological process: glutathione metabolic process. Bases 275 to 850 code for a protein of 191 amino acids. Gene Ontology annotation, molecular function: glutathione transferase activity. The record is from RefSeq and is a predicted model, not a curated record. NCBI's taxonomy places the organism in Eukaryota, Metazoa, Chordata, Actinopteri, Osteoglossiformes, Mormyridae.
CUCUCCUGCCCGGUUCAUGAGGACCGCUCGCUUUCUGCAGUCCAGACACAAGCUGCUAUGUUAUAAAUCCUCGCUAACAGGAUGUAAGGCCAUUUAAUCCCCCCCGAUUAUUUCCGUGCAGUACUUUGCUGUUUGAUUCCUACCUGGUGUGGUUCUGGAGUUCUGCAAUAGAACCGAAAGGUGGAGGGAAGGCAGCACAGAACAUCUCAAAGAACAAUCACGCGUGGCUCCAUACACCAUCACUUAUUUUUCUGUUCGAGGCCGCUGCAGCGCCAUGAAGAUGCUGAUGACUGACCAUGGUCAACAAUGGAAGGAUAUCAAUGUCAGCUAUGAGGAAUGGAUGAAGGGCGACCUUAAAAAGACCUUACUCUUUGGCCAGCUUCCGAAAUUUGAGGACGGCAGCUUGGUCCUGUUCCAGUCCAACGCCAUCCUGAGAUACUUAGGCCGCAAACAUGGUGCUUAUGGGAAGGACGAUGGUGAAUGUGCCCUCAUUGACAUGAUGAAUGACAGCGUUGAAGACCUCCGAAUUAAAUACAUCCGCCUGAUUUACCUUGAGUAUGAUACUGGCAAAGACAAGUACAUCAAGGAGCUUCCAGACCAGCUUAAGUACUUUGAAAAAAUCCUUGCCAGUAACCCAAAAGGAUUCCUCGUAGGGGACAAGAUGUCCUAUGCAGACUACAACCUGUUUGACUUACUGCUUAACCAGAAGGUGCUCAGCCCUCCCUGCCUAGACAGCUUCCCCACCCUGAAGAGCUACGUUGACAAGAUAGCCGCCCGUCCGAAAAUCAAAGCAUUCAUGGAGUCUGAUAGCUUUAAGAAGCUGCCCAUCAAUGGCAAUGGCAAACAGUGAUGCACUCAUGGGAUGGAGCACUGGUGGGAUGGAGCACUGGUGGGAUGGAGCACUGGUGGGAUGGAGCACUGGUAGGAUGGAGCACUGGUGGGGUACAUCUGUCACCAGGGCUACUAGCUACAGUCAUCAGCAGCUCAGGAGAGCAGAAGCCGAUGCUUCUGGUGUGUGAAGUCACUGUGUCAGUUUGGUCUUUUUGUGCAUCCAACAUUUUCCCUGAUAGACGACUUGUCUUUCAGUUUGUUAACAUGAAAAGGUGAAUAAAUGCAUUAUUUACUGGC